This is a messenger RNA of Porites evermanni, 12036 nucleotides long. NCBI's taxonomy places the organism in Eukaryota, Metazoa, Cnidaria, Anthozoa, Scleractinia, Poritidae. The record is from the annotation of a GenBank genome assembly.
AUGAGUCUUUACGCUUUCGAUCCUGAACUGGAGCAAAAGUUAAAUGACAUUGACGAAUUUAUCAGGUCGCAGUGCGGAGACGAGUUAGCCGAAGGGUUUGAUCAAAGCGAGUGGCUUUUGCCUUCAAACGCCGGGGAAGCCCCGCCGCAGCCCAGCUCUUGCAACGUGAAAGGUACGUCUGGGAUUUUGUUCUAAUAAGGUGCUAACGGAUAAAGGCGAGUGAACAAGGCACGGAGCGACAGGGUGUGCCAAACUUCACUUUAAACCAGAAACGUGGCUAACAAAGGCAAAAUAAGCUCUUUAUAGUCUUAGUAAUUUAGCAGAUUUCACCACUGAAACGUGGAUAAAAACAAUUAUUACCUCGCUUGUACAUCAUUGGCGCGAUUUUCUCUCUAUCUUUUAUACUCUUCCAAACCAACGUAACAUGCUUUUAAGUCACGUAGAACGUGUCUCGGAUUUGGGCAUUAAAAACGACACCGAGUUAAAAAUGGUGCUUUCACGAUUUUUUUUGGCUAACAACUUGCAUCGGAUUGCAUCAGCUCCAACAGCCAGGAGAACGACAAUAGCAGCGAAAAUAGUUCCAUAUAUUUCCAAGCCACAUGAUCUGAAACAGAAUUAGAGUAUCAACGGGCCUUUAAACAAUUUGACGGUAAGGUACACCCGAUGUUGUGUACACGCAUUAAGCAACGUCACUUCGCGAAACAGUCAUUAAUUGACUUGCUGUUUCAAGUAGCGCACUCGGCAGUUUUCUCGUUUACUUCCACGUGCUCCCCUAAGGCGGGCUAAGUUCGUUAACAUUUUUCCUUUUUGUAAGCAAACUGAAAUUACCAAGUGACACUAAACAAAUUUUCCGCGUCUAAGUUUACCGAGUUGAGAGAAUGGUCUUCAACUUAACGGGUCAACAUGUAGAUACGUAGCUCAGUACAACAUGCUGCGUGUGCUUACUUGAAUCAUACCUGUUCAACAAUAAAAUAAAGAAACUAUUGCUGUUUAUUACGUAUUCAACUUUUCUGAAAGACUUCGACGUAUCAGGAGGCACAAUUUUAUCUUUGAAGCCUUAAGUGAUAAGUCAAUGUUAUUGAAAGAUCCUGUUUCCUUCCCCUCAAAUAGUCAGUCUUGGACAAACUGACCACAAACAAACCAGUUCUCGUAUUAUCACCAAAAGUGUGAGGCAUUCAAGUACUUCCCAAUUACCAAAAUAAACUGUAAUUUUAUUGCGCGUGCUAGAAAUACUGCUUGAACCAGUUUCCAAGCCUUUUCCCCGAUAUUCUUUGUCGAGCUCACAUGCAGUUAUGGCAGACUCAAAAUAAAAAUAACUUUUAUCGAUGCUGAUGGCAACACAAAACGUACCGUACGCGCCUACAGUUAAAUCAAAAUUGUUUUCUUUUUUGUGAAAAGUAAUUUUUCUGUCUGAAAUACAACAGUGUCAAUCAAAUUAGCUAAAAAUUUCAAAUUGGGGAGUGUGUCAUUUUGUUAUAAUAAGCAGGUCAAGUUUUUGGCUUCAAUCACCGGAAAAGGAAAAGUCUUAUAUCUGAAAAUUUACUGAAAGAAGGGGGGAAAGCAUAGUAAAAAACUAGUAUUUAGAAGCUAGGCCUGCCUGACACGUUCUGGAUAAGAAUUAACCCCGUGUUUUCUUGGAGUGUAAGUUUUAAGUUGCUUUACAUUUAUUACUGAUAAAUUAUUAAGAUAGCCUUACAAAAAUUAUGCCCUCUUUCAAAGCAAAAUUGGUCUAAAUUUGACAAUUUUCAGUUUGGUAAUGAACGUGUCCAAAGGAACUUCGUUAAUGUGUCCAUUUAUUUCUAUUAUAUGUUUUAGUUGCCAACGAGAUGUUCUCUACUCUGCAAAGUAUGUACUUCCCUUCUUACACCGGAUAAAUAAACGCGUAAUACUUAAACCAAAAUAGGGCUAUUUUAUCAUUUUUCGCCGAUAAGCAGCAAAAACAAAACAUCAGCAGAAACCAGAGAAACCUUAGGAAUACCAUUCAUUGUGUCAAUUUGUAACAGAGAAGCCCUUUUAAUGACUAAGUCGCUUUCUUGAUGCUGCACUAAGUUAAAAGUAUCUAUCGUUCGAUAUCUCAUCUUUGUCAUAAUCUAUUGUCGGAGCAAAAAUGUUGUCCUUUGUAAAGCAAUCAGAAAAAGGGCUAGCUUAGGAGAAUACGGUUAAGUAAACCUUCUGAUAAAACUGAUCAAACUCCACUUUGCAAAAAAGACAGGCUACGAGUGGAACAAGUGUUUAAGGUAUGGAUAUCAGUAAUUUUAUAAACAUCAGUAUAUAUACUUGACCCAAUUGCAAGCAUCUAUUCUUCCAAUGGCGCUCAUAAAAUUAAAUAUAUUCAAUUUUACCCCCAACAAAUGAAGACAGAACACUUUUUUUUCACCAGAUAGACUCAAUACUUUCAAGGAUAAGUCUAGUGAGGUUGUAUAUGACAUGAAUAGUUUUCGAAAAUAAAAGUUAUGUUCUGCAAAGACGCACACUAAGACAGUCCUUGUAAUGUGCGUGUACCAAUUCAUAAAGAAAGCAAACAUAAUUUAAAUUAAAGCAAUUGCAUAGAAUGGCUUAGUUUUUAUUUAAACGCGUUUGUUUUUCUGAAUAUAAGCAAUGCAUUUUUUCAAUUAAACACUGAACAAGUUUUUGAGUCAUCCUUUGAAACGUACUUUGAAGCUAAAGGCAAAUUGCACGAGGUCUAAUUCCAGUAUGUCCUACAAGGUUGACAAGAUUGAUAGGAAAGAAGGGUUUUCUUACAAUUUGCGUUAAGAUAAGAGGAAAAUAAAAAGCUACCUUUAUUUGAAGAGCAGUCAGGGUGAAUAAACAAGUUUAAAGAUCUAGAAAAACAACUCUACUUUAUGUCAGGCUAUGAAGGUUGCUCAACAUCACAACACAACGAGCUCGCUUGUUGAAUACAUCGAACAACGUCCUUACGUUAACUAUUUGCAAAAAGACUAAAACAAGUAAUAAUCAUGUCAAAGUGUUCCGGCGUUAAUGCCUGAAACGACUUGACGUUUCUAUAGUCUUUACCAGGCUAAUUUGUUAAAGCUCGAUACAGGGAUAAUAGUAAUAAUAAUGAUAAAAAACAAAGUCCUAAGCUGACCAGCAACAGUCAGUUCCAUGACAAUAUGGCGAGCAUAUUCAAUAAAAUGAAAAAACACUUAUCUUCACAAUUUGCUUUUAGUUAGUCAUAUUUACUCAACAUCUACAACACUCUUUGUUUGGGAAGUCUUCCGGCCUUUCAUAUUGCUUUAAGUAGCUUUAGUUAAACAAAAAGACGGGCAUUACUCAUCAAGAUAUGUUUUCAGUGCUACAACAAAGAAACGCACUGGAAUCGGUCAACAGCACUAGUUCAAUUCCAUAACCAACACUUUGACUGUGGACAAAAAAAGCCAAAAUUCAUUCACAGUAACAAACACUGUUGCAACUUAGUGCUUUAUUGGCAAUGAGAAACACAACAAUACUUAAGCGUUUACGGUAAAUUCGUUAUACGCAAAGGACACAUAAUGUAAUCUAAACCUCAAGAAGAAAACAACAAAGCUCCAUUAUGCACGUCGAAAAAUCGUGAAACACUAAGGUUUAGGCGCGUUGAGCCUGAAAUAUCUCCGUUGAAACUAGAAAGUUAUCGUUUCCUUUUACCGAGACCACUGCAAUAAUUAGUGAGCUGAUUGAUUAUGAAAUAAAAAUUCCAAGAAAGUCUAAAAGCACAGCUAAUAUUCAAGUUUCCUAUACUUAGUUGUCUAAUUAUGGCGACUGUCUCGUAGACUUGGACAAGCUGAGGCAGAAGGGAUAUAGGUUAUAAAGAAAACAGGAAGUGAUUUUUCCUCGUUGUUUCAACCUACACAGUUCACAAAUAAUCAGCUGACGCACAAUAACUAAACAAAAGGUUAACACCUAUACAUUAACAAAAGCAGAGUAAGGGACAAAUAUCCCUUACAAAACGUCACUGUAAGAGACAUUUAACACCUUAUCUUAUUCAGUUCUUGGAUACAGAGUUAAGUCAAUGCAAUUUCUGUGAAAAACGUUCAACACAUCUCAAGAAUGGAACACAAAGAAAGGAAAAGAGUAUCAAAUUAUCUAAUAGCAAAGAAGCUUUUUUUAGUCAUUGCAUGGCAGUAAACCUGCUUGGUCUAACAAACAAUACAAUAUCAGGUUUUAAUCAGCUAUAGUAAACAUUAAACAUUUUUAAAAUGACCAACUGCGCAACAAGUCUUAUCGCUUAGAAAAGUGGACAUAUGACUUAUCUCCAGGUGUUGGAAAACGUCUUGCUCCCUCCCCUGCCCAAUCCCCACCCCCUAUGCCUUAGUCCUUUUGUGUAGGAUAAGAAGGGGGUAUGAUUACAAAUUCCCUUUCUUUCAAAAGCAUCCAGGAUAUAACUCUCAAGGCUGGCAGCAUUUUACUAUUUUAAGGUGGAAUUUUGCUGACAUGAAAAAAGGCUUUCCUAACAAUUCUAGGCGACUCGAACGUUGAAGACAUUUUUUUAUAUUCUUUCUUCACAAUGGACACGAGCCCAGAGUUUUCUAAUAGACAUUGAUAAUUCGUGUCAGGUGUAAGUCUCCAGAAAGUCCAGCCAGGUUUGCACGGUAUAGUAAACAGGAAACCUCUUGCCCAUUGGUGAUGAAAUGUUAAGGAAAAUGGUUAUGAGCUAUUUACUUCUAUGGAGUAAAAUACAUGUUGCUCCGAGCAGAAAUGAUUUGUAUUCACCCACGCAUAGCGGAAAGGAACGAUAAUUGAGUUUAAUGAAAUUGCGGGUGACUGAAUUCAAGUUGUUCAUCACUGAUGACAAAAUUUGUUUUGUGUUUCAACAAUUCUCAAUAAAAUGCCAGUUAAAUUAGGCUAGAACUUGCAUGUGAUUACCAACUGAUAUAAAAGCUGCCUCUCUGUUUUCUUAUCACUUCUUGCUGAAUCGCACCUGGGCCUGUUUGUCCGCGCUUGUAAGCUGUCGAUAAGUUGUUCGUACUUCCGGUUCAGCAGGGUGAGGUCACGCUGCUGUAUGCAUGCCCGUUACGCUUUUCCCGUUCAGCUUUCCGAGAAAGUCCAACUGACGCCAAAUAUAGGUGCCAGUUUUCUCCUUCAAGCCCCAUGUAAUUUUACUUUCUAACAUUAAGCUUAAAUGCUUGUGAAGCUUUAUUAAAACAUUAAAAAAGCAUUGAACUUGUCUUUGUAUGUUCGCCAGGCAAGUGCGACUGAACAGUAUGUUUAUGCGGGGUUUUGCGCCAGCGGUCUCAAAUUCGUGAAUAAGCAAAAAUACUCUUCGUAAUGGUUGAACAAGUUUAAUAAGCUGCAGUAAGUCGUUGAUUCGAUGAGCGGGCACGCCUCUCUAUGAAACAAAAGUUCGGGUCAAGGUUAAUUCAAGCUUAUUUUCCGUAUCAGAAACGAUCGAGUUACCAGAAAUAAAACCUGUGAUUAGUAUGGAACUCACGUAUACGUUUUUCAAGCGUUCAAAAGGUUAAUUCUCUACUGCUACAACUUCAAAAGAAGAAGACUCGAUCCCUUUGAAAACAAAUCGCUCUAAAAACGACCUACUAAGUUUUACGUAUCUAAUAAUUGUGAAAAAGUGUAUGUCUUUUGUUACUUUUCUGAAAAUGGCAUUUUGAACGAAACUUACUACAUAUCCUCUCCCUAAUUCCCCCAUUUUUAAAAUGUUACGUAACACAAAAAAAACGUGCGUGGUAUCAGAGAACUAACUAAGAGAACUGGAAGUAAAAUAAGCAAGAUUAAACAGCGGGGCCGAGAAUUUGUUCAAUUCUCUCUCGUGUUAUUUCUUUUGGUCUCGUGAACACUGUAAGUCAGAGCGAGGAGGUAUCGGUCUGUUUACAAUAAAGAUAAAGUUUUGGUUGGUUGACGACAAAACCGUUAUGGUCAUUUAGUAUAAAGAAGAAAGCAUACAAAAAAUAUUUAUUGAUUAGAAGAACUACGGGCUUCGGCAACGGUGGUCUAGUGAUUUUACAAGAUUUUUUAUCGUUUCGUGAUCAUCAAGAUUCAAAAGGGAUUAGCACCAAUUGAGAUAGAGAAGAAAGAGCUCUUGUGUAGUAACUCAUGUGUCCUUCCGAAUGCAUCAACAAAUGUUGUUCAUCUUCGACGCAUUUUUGUUUUUACACGCUAAGCUCGUUCUUUCGUCUAAAGACAAAGCCGCGCCUUUAUUUUUGUCACCGGGAUUUUCCAGUUUGUAUCUGAAGUAUAUGAGCCCUUACCGAAUCGGCGUUUUCUAAGACGUAGUCUAUGAAAUGAGUUUCUCCGAGAAAACUUUUCGAAUGGGUACGCUUUUGCAUUAAUUCUUUAUUAGAACCUUAAUUAGUACCUUACUGAGUGACUGAGUGAGCAAGUUGGUAUAGCUAACUUAUCUCCUUAUUUGUUUACUUUGAAAGCAGUUGCCCCAAGUAACACGGUUUCUUGUGGCGCCAGAAUGGAUGAGCUCUCUACACACCAUUGCUCAACAUCACAAGGACCUGAGGUACGGGUUCAAAUACUGAACCUCAUGGACAUCUAUGACAAAAAAACUACAAAGACAUCGGGAAAGUACGAAUAUCGCCUGGGAUCGUCGGAGGUGACUAUUGUAGCCCAUUCAUCCGAAGAAAUUAAAAGAGUUCGAGUAUAUGUGCAGAGAUGCCCUGAAGCAACAGUAAGGACACACGACACAACAGGUACUUUUAGCAAUCAAGACCGGUUUCCUAUCACCCUACGAAUGCUUACAUCGAGUCAAUCAGAUAAGAAUUGAUAUUCAUAGAAUGGAGAGUCUUUUCAUGUGUUUGAAGCACCUGUCAAGGAACCAAUUCAGUUCAAUAAGUCUAAAAUGUCCCCUAAUUUUACUCAAACAUUUUACUGUAAGGACUUAUUUUCAAGAACGUUCGGAAAAAAAAAAGAUUAAUCAAUAAUAUUUGCUCGGUUACCUGAAAAAAGAAAAAGAACUUUGCUGAAUGCAUAUAUUGAUAACGAGUUAAUUGUUCCUUAACAUGUUGUUAAAGUGGAACCUCAAUAUAUCGAACACCUUUCAGUUUAUCAAAAACUGCACAAUGUUACGAACAAAGGAUUAACACAGCAGCUCAGUGACCUCAAAUACCUGUUUGGACUUCUUUGAAUUCUCUUCUGUGCAGCUUUUAGUAGCUUUAAAUACCUGUAAAAAGGAGCACUGAUAGAGAGAGUAGGGUAACAAAAAUGAGCGCUCUUUCGGCCUCAAGUUUUUUAGCCAGAUAAAUAUUUCGAGCUACCGACAUUAGUUUUGUGAAACGUAUACUAGGAUAAACCCACACACUUCCUUUAAUCGCGAUUCAUUGCAUAUCAGUGGCCACAAGGCACGUCAUAUUAAAGAUUCAAACUGGUGAGUUUGUAUCGAAUGUAUCUGAGUUUGGAUAGAUUAGAGUUUUAACUAUGUAUUUUGGCCUUUGCCAAAGGUCCUGUUGAACUAGAAGUAGACGUACAACACCAUAGUCAGUCGCAGACGGUUGUCUCGGUGGAUUUAGGAUCAGUCCACAGAACCGAGGAAGGAUUUGCAGUGUACCGACUAGACAAGUCUGACAUCGUGGAGAGGAACAAAUGGGAGCUGGUUAUUAUGAUCGGUUUUCAUACUGGAAUCAUCGCUGCCUUCAAAUCAAAACCUUUUCGGAUCACUACAAGAGCAAGUCAGAGGGCGAGAAACUUAGUAGAGCAGGAAGAUAAUACCAUGGGUAAUUAGAACACUUAGAAUUUGUUUAAGUUAGACUUGUCAUUGUCACAUGCAACGCCCCUUUUAUUGUCAGACUUGGACACUGCAUUUUUACAUUGAAAGGCAAAUUCCGCGAUGGCCAAUUGAUAAGUUUUCUGUCAAAAAUGUAUGAGAAACUCUCAAAUUUAUCUUAGUAUUUGUUAAAACAUACUGAAAAGUGUGAGAAUUUUUACAUCGGUACAUGCAUAAGUCUAGAAUCUUCCACAGUCAUAAUGCGUUGAAACAAUUUCAGUGUUUCAAGAAAAGAAAAGGGAGCUUAAGCAACAACGACGGCCAACGGCUACGAAAACGUCACACUGACUUUAAAAAAGUGAAUUGGCGCUGCCUCCAACUUUAUCGCGCUUAUUCCAUCUCGUUUAAUUCGUCAAAUGUUGGCAAAUUUUUUUGGAGUUGAAUUCUUAAAGACUGUAUCAAAGUUAAGGGAAAGAAAGAGAAAGUUGUUGUCUUGUGUUCCCGUCCUCGACGAAACGUGAAAUUAGCCACUUUCACGUCGUAGUCGUGCAACUACGGCUAAGAACUGAAUGCACAAAAAAGCGUGAUGCACGUGCUAAGUUGUUGUUUUGCUUAUAUAAGGCUAUUGCUCUUUUUCCGUUCCCGUUGCCGUCGCCCUCGUCGUUGCUUAAGCUCCCUAUCUGCGAACAAAAGCUACCACUGCACUCAUCAAAGACAUUAUGCGAAGUCUAAAAACCACCAAAACAGAAAAAAAGAGCUAUUAUUUCUUUAGCCCUAAUCACUGAUCACUGCCCGAAAAAGUUACCACAUCUAUUAAACGCAUUAUAGUUUUAAAAAGGUUUAAACACUUAUUUGUACUUUGCAUUAUUUCGUAGAAGCUCUUGAAGAUGUGCUUCCCAGAGCAUCUGCUCAAAGCUGCGAUAGCGGGACCUUCUCAACACAAAGUUGCACAUACUCCACUAUUGCUUCAGGUAGAAAAAUAUGUCAAGGUUAGAAGUCAAUAGUGAAGAGCCACUCAUUCCAACUACAGUAGUUUAUAAUUCAAAAACGAAGAAUAACUAGUAGGCUUUCAUAUGAAAUAACAACCGUUUGAAAAAAAGAGAAAGAGGCUGAAAACUGACCAUCACGGUUAUCAUGGUGCAGUUUCACUUUUUGGUUUAAACUUGGCCGAAUUAACAAUAAAUAGUUUCAGUAACAUGUACGUUAUGAACUCUACAGGGAAGAUAACAAGUUAUUCUCUAAAAGAGAAACAAAGCAUGAACACUUUUUGGCGCUUUUCGAGUUAGAACUAAACCUGAAACGCUGGCCCACUUAUUUCAAGGGCUAAUAUAUGUCUAUCAUGGUUAUCGAAAGCCACAAAAUAAAACAUGAACCAUUAAUUCAGGUUAAGGUUUGCUUUUAUUGCAAUGGGUUUCUAGUCUUAAAGAAACACCGAAAAAGUCACACAUUCUUUAUAAAUUAACUAUCCAAGGGCAAAAAAUAAAACUGGGAUUAGCUCGUAGAUUUCACCUCGCAUGGCUGGGUAUUGAAUGACCAAGAUGGGUCUCGAAGUUUAUUUAAUCAGUUCAAAUUUCCUUUAUAGACACAAGCGACGUUGUUAAAAGAGUGGCGUCUAAGCUUCGUCAGGAGUUUUCAAAGUUUAAUCUUAAGGACGAUACUCCCUGCCCAGCACGGAAAGCUUUUAGAACAGAUCCCCUUGUGCUAGGCAAAGUUGUGCUUAGACCAGAUACGACUUUGGACAAGACAAAGGUAUGUCAAUUUCUUGUGUGGUAGCUUUACUGCUGGUGUCGAUGGUGAAUAUUGUAAAAACAAUAACUUACAUUUGAAAACGCGCCAAAUCUUUUACUGCAUCAAACCCUAUGCUGUAGUAACCAAUUGCCCCCUGGAGCUACUUUAAAUUUCCGUUUCAGACCACAAUCUGGCCGGGAAAAUGCAUUAAGGCUGUCAACAAUUCUGCUUCCUACUAUACAAUAUGUAAUUAGCUUUCAUUUAAGGCUUAAAUAUUUCCGGCCUGGUAAUGGGGCCUGCGUGCAAAACUUCAGUUAUCCCAAGCGAGAUGUUUCUCCUUUUCCUUCCUUUUUCUUCCCUACUCUUUUGCAAAAGUUCUAAUACAAGUUCGAAUUCUUAAACUCGUUGUAAAAAUCUUCGCCCAUCCCAAGGAUGGGGAGAUAAACAUGAUUUAUUUUUCUUGAAUCUGUGGGCGAUGCUUUGGACCCAAUUUCGUUUUGGCGUCUUUCUAUCCCUUAAAUAGAAGCUUUGUUUGCAGGCUCUUUGGACUAACUCUAAUUGAAAUGUUGAUAGUAUGUUUAAUAAUAAACAAGGGCUCAUGCAUAGAACAAUGAUUUUGUGGUAUAACCUUUCAUCGACACUAUUUUUGAUACUGCCUGCUCACAGAGCAUGAUGACGUUCGUACAUUAUUGAGAUAGGUAAAAGUACUGGGUUAUUGCCCAAGAAAUCACGGAGCGAAGAAAACAAAAAAAAUACUACAAGGCUACAUGUGAUAGAACCUUUUAAUGCACCUCUCCCUGACUAGACAUCCUGGUGAAAACUCUUCCUCGUGUUUGACAUGCUGCUUCUUAACGAUGUAUUAUGAUUGCACUGCUUUUGCAUUCUCAUUUUAGGUAGCCAUGCACUACAAUCGUGACAUGCGUGCUCGCUACGUGGUUGAACAGCCAGAUCUUCCUAACCUACUGAAACUUAUGAACCUGAAAGCAAAUUGCGCUAGCAGUGGUCGGAGAAGAGCAAACGGCUUUAAAACGGCUGAAGAAGAUUUCUGGUGGGCGUGUGGGUUGUGUUUCUUCGAGCGACGUAAAAAAUCAACAGUUAAGGCCCACGUGGCACAAAGAGUUUGUCAGAAAACCUCUUUGAGGAAAGAACUGAAACAACGAAGAAAGGCAAUGGGACAUCUGAAACGAUACUCUAGUUGUGACUUUAGUAGCGAGAGGCUUGAAGGACUGGAGAAUUGGACAUGGGAAGGCCCUCAGUCUGUUUAACACUAGACUAUCUGAAAGUAUCAUGGAUAUCCAACUCAUGAUAUGGCAGCACGACAAUGUUGCAGUGAGGUUCUGUUUUGUAAAACAAAACAGAACAAGAAUCGAUGAAAAAAGAAAAAGAAUCGAUGCUUACUAUUUAUUAUCGCUAGUCAACCAAAAGCAGGCAGAGGACAAAUGUGAAAUGCAGGAUUGGACAAAGACUUUGCUUCAUCAGCUGCUUGCACUCCAUGAAAGUAACAUACCAGCUAAUACAAAGCCUAAACAAAGUACGACGCAUGCAAUCAAGGUACCAACUACUUUUAAGAAGGUCACUUUGACUUUACAGUGAUGUUAAAAAAACCCUUUCGAGGUUUCAACACAAAGGAGCUAGUUGCCUGCACACUCUGAAAAACUGCACAUUCAUAUUCAUAGUUUUCGUUCGAUCGCCAACAGUAAAAGUGAUUUUCUUCGACACAUAACCCACGCAACUGGCAGUCGUUGAACUCUCUAUGACCACUAUUCCAUUCUUUCAUUCAAUCCUACUUUGUAUAAGAUCAUUCAUCCUAUAAUUUACUUUCCUUAAGGACUUAAGGUUUUUGUCAGGGUCAUACUUAAGUCUACUUUACACAUCAAUAGACAAAUACUCAAGGAACAAACUGCCAUUUCAAUUAGUAUUUUCAAUACGCCAUCAACAAUAAGGCGGUUACACGACUAACCCCAACGUGAAUGAAUUGUCCCAUACAAAAGUAACGGCCUCGGUUACAUUUCAUAAAAAUGUGAGAGACAGAAUAUUAUUUGUACACUGCGGUAGUUUUAAAAUCGUUUUCUGUAUAUAGCAUAUCUGUAUAAUAAUUAUGCUAUUAAAAUAUGAUAAGUGGGUUUAGAAUAUACACACAGUGAUCUUGGAGUUUUAAGCAAUCUGAUUGCUCCUCCAUCGUGGGAUAAUUGUGCAAUUUCUACUCCUUACCGAGUGGAUAAUGCGUAAUCCUGAAAGCAAAGACAAAAUGGCUGGCUUUGACUUGAAAGAACUUUUGAAAAAUGCAAGAAGCGAAAGUAGUCAUUCAAAUCGACUUUUAAUCGUUUUCUUUCUGAAACUGUUGAGAUGACUUCGUGUGUACUAUAUACUUAUCAAUUAAUCUUUGCAAUCUGGGUGGAAAGGGGCCUUUGGAAUAUUUUCCUGGAUUUCAAAGAAUAACUGAUAAACGUUCUCCCUAAAUCAAGAACAGAAAAACCAUAACCAUCAAAUAGAUUAAGACAUUUCCAGACGGUUACAUAAUAACGAUAUAAAUUAUUGAUUGAUCUUUAUCUCAGUGACAUGAGAAUUUUCAAGACUAAGAGUAGAUGGAUGGUAGUUACAUUAUCUAUGUUAUAGAAAGAAAAAAACUUAUUAAAAGAUCCGUUAAGGGUUAUUAAAUGAUAAUCAGA